AUAGUUUUUUUGUGGAGAUAUUGCCAUCUGGUGGUGACUAGAAACAAUUGCAUAAUAGGAAUGAUUACAAAUUGAUGGUCCUUAAGUUAUUGAAUUUCACUUGCCACUGUCUAUACGAACCCCAUGAAUGAGACUUGGACGUGUAGCAUGGCAGACCACGUAUUAUCUUACUCUACUCCCUCUCCCUUUGGUAGCCUUCUGCGAGGCCUGCAGAAGAUUGAGGACCGCCCUGAGGAGAGGAUGAUCCGGGAGAAACUCAAAGCUACCUGUAUGCCCAACUGGAAGCACGAAUGGCUGGAGAGACGCAGUAGGAGGGGCCCCGUGGUGGUGAAGCCCGUCCCCCUGCAACCAGACGGGAGCGAGGCAGGUUGCAAGGCGGCCGAGGAUGAAUCCAACACGCUCACCAACGCUUCCCCCCAGCAGAUCGGUGGCCUCCGCAGCCCCUCCCCUGGACACCCCUCUUCCUCCUCCUCCUCUUCCUCUGGCAGGGCCUGCGGGAAGCCUGAGUCCCCAGGGGUGCACAGGAAGAGGGCCUCACCCGUGCCAUUUCAGAGUGGCAGGGUGACCCCCCCUCGCCGGGUGCCCUCCCCAGAUGGAUUCUCCCCCUACAGUCCCGAGGAGACUAGUCGCCGUGUCAACAAGGUCAUGAGGGCCCGCCUCUACCUACUGCAGCAGAUAGGCCCAAACUCCUUCCUGAUUGGAGGAGACAGCCCUGACAACAAAUACAGGGUGUUCAUUGGCCCACAG
This is a messenger RNA of Oncorhynchus gorbuscha (pink salmon), 747 nucleotides long. RefSeq names its product mitogen-activated protein kinase kinase kinase 1-like. The annotation marks the transcript as partial. The transcript has 3 exons. Lineage: Eukaryota; Metazoa; Chordata; Actinopteri; Salmoniformes; Salmonidae. The record is from RefSeq and is a predicted model, not a curated record.